AUGGAGACGAACAAGCCGCAAAUUGUCCACAAUGAGGAUUCUGCAAUAAAAGCUGCGGCCAUCAACCAGAUGCACGCGAUACGUGUAUCCUUAACCGAAGAAGAUAGCAAACGUAUCCGACACAAGAUUGACAAAACAAUACUGGUGAUUUUAUGCUGGACAUAUCUUUUACAAAUCUUGGACAAGUCUCUUUUAGGUUAUGGCGCCACAUACGGUCUCAAGGAAGAUGUACAUCUAACAGGGAGUCAAUACUCGUUGCUCGGUUCCAUUUCCCCCAUCGCCCAGCUAGCCUGGCAGCCUUUUUCCUCAUAUCUGAUUGUGAAAGUACCUCACCGCAUACUCAUGCCUUCGCUGAUGACCGGGUGGGGUGUUGCCCAGGCAGCCAUGGCUGGGUGCCAUAGUUUUGGUGCUCUGCUGGCGACUCGAUUCUUGCUCGGGCUCUUUGAGGCUGGAUGUCUCCCGCUGUUUAGUGUGAUCACCAGUCAGUGGUAUCGUCGUGCAGAACAGCCAUUGCGUGUGGCCGCUUGGUAUAGCACCAAUGGUAUCGCCACUAUUAUCGCAGCGGCGCUCAGCUAUGGAUUGGGUCAUAUUGAAACAGGUCUUCUGAAGGAAUGGCAGAUACUAUUUCUGGUCUGCGGUCUUAUCACUGUCUGUAGCGCUCCUUUCAUCUACUGGAAAUUAGACAACGACGUCCCAUCGGCGCGGUUCCUCAACGACCAAGAAAAACUACAAGCCAUGGAACGUCUCCGAGCCAACCAGACAGGUAGCGGAAGCCGGGAGUUCAAGAUGUAUCAAGUGGUGGAAACCGGUUUGGACCCAAAAACGUACCUUUGGAUCGCGGUGACCUUCCUUCUGAAUAUCGGUGCGUCUGUCACCAACGUCUUUGGUCCUUUAAUUCUGUCAGGCCUGGGAUUCGACAAAUUCAGAACGACUCUGCUCAACAUGCCAUUCGGCGCACUGCAAUUCAUUAUCAUUCUCCUAGCAAGCUGGCUCACCCAAAAAGUCACCCUCAAAGGAGCCAUUCUAGCGGCCUUCAUGCUCCCUGUGGUCGCCGGACUCGCCAUUCUCUAUAGCGUUCCGCGCGGUCCAAACGCACAGGGGGCUUUAAUGGCGGGGUAUUAUCUUCUUUCCUUUCUCUUCGGAGGCAACCCACUCAUCGUGACGUGGAUCGUUGGAAACACGGCCGGAUCGACGAAAAAAUCCAUCGUUCUCUCUUGCUACAAUGCUGCUGCUAGCGUAGGGAAUAUCGUGGGCCCACUUCUGUUCAACGAUCGUGACGCGCCAGCUUAUCUCCCGGGCCUGCGGGCUUGCCUCGGGAUGUUUGUGGCUAUGGUUGCCGUGAUUCUGAUUCAAUGGGCUAAUCUGUUUAUGUUGAAUCGAAUGCAAGAGCGUCGGAGAGUUCGUAAUGGCAAGCCGGCAAAAAUCGUGGACCGGUCCAUGCAUACAGGGUUUGAGGUCACAGAGGAAGAUGCCGCAGAUGAAGGUACAGAGGCACAGUUGGGAAGGAAUGCGUAUAAUGAUCUGACAGAUCGGGAAAAUGACGAGUUUGUCUAUAUCUAUUGA
Aspergillus tanneri is the source of this 1563-nucleotide messenger RNA. RefSeq names its product putative MFS transporter. Gene Ontology annotation, molecular function: transmembrane transporter activity. Bases 1 to 1563 code for a protein of 520 amino acids. Gene Ontology annotation, biological process: transmembrane transport. The transcript has 2 exons. Gene Ontology annotation, cellular component: membrane. The record is from RefSeq and is a predicted model, not a curated record. Lineage: Eukaryota; Fungi; Ascomycota; Eurotiomycetes; Eurotiales; Aspergillaceae.